ACCCUAGCCCCUCCGGAGCUUCUCAGCACACGCGCUACUCGAGCUCGCUACCCUUCCUACCUUGCACCUAAGACCAGGAGAAAAGGCUCCCCACAAUGCCUCCUCGAAGACGACGGAACAAUGCGGCAGACUCGCCGCCGCCAGACCCAGCACACUCCCCGCCCUCACCCAUCAGAUCCCACGAGGCCGCACCGUCAUCCAUCACCUCCGGCCCCGACAACAGUUCCUCGGGUUUGGCACCAGACGCGGAGGCCGACCCCCCGCCGCCGCGCUUCUUCAAUACCACCUUCACCACGUACCGUGUCUCCCCGCUCUACCUCGAGCGCCAUCAGCCCUUGUCCCCGCCGCGCCUCCGCGCCCUUGCCUGGCGCCUCCGCGACACGCUCGUCGGUGACGUCGUGCGCGGCGUGCAGGUCGGGCUCGAGGGCGACGCCGCCGCCACCGCGUCCCUGGGCCGCAGCGGCGCGCUGGAGGCCGUCGAGUUCCGGUGGGUCGACGUCCGGCGCAUCCUCGGCGAUGGGGGGGCUCCGCGGCGGCAGCGUAGCUUAGAGCUCGGGGCUAGCGACGACGGCGAGCAAGCGCGCGGAGAAGGGCUGAAUGCGCUGUGCGUCGAACUCCGCUACGAGAACACGCACUUCUGCGCCCUGCUCCUGCCCGACCUCGCCCGCGAGGACAGAGAUGCGCCCGACUCCCGCAGCCAGCCCUCGUGGACGUGGCAGGCGAACAGAGACGGGGAUAAGUCGCAGGCGAGUGGAGUAGACUCAAACGCAUUCCUGCACCUCCCGCUCCUCCUGUUCCGGAUGCCCGCGCCGCUCAAGUCCGUCAUCAUCGACUUCCUCUCCACCACCUUCGACUGCCGCAUCAGCCCCUUAGCCCUAGGCACCCGGACGCUCGUCGGCAGCCUGGAAGCCUGGCUUCGGAAUACCGGGCUCGCCACUAGCAACCAGCCGCCAGCCUUGACCAAGGAUAUCCUCCUCCUGUUAGGCUUUCACCUAGAACCUCCCGAGCCGAGGUUGGGGGAGUCGGGGCGCGACGACGGCAGUGGCGACGACGGCGGAGAGGCUCGGGAACCGGCAUCGGCCCAGCUGGGCUUGAAGACCAUCGACGUCGCCAUACCCGCCGCCGACGUGCGCCGCUUCCUGCGUGUGGGCGAGAGGCUCGCCUCGGAACGGCCGCAAGCAGCCGCGGCGGGCGGGAAGAGGAAGGCCGGCGCGACCACCGUCCUCUCCGACGAGCAGCAGGCCCGGAGGCGCCGCAAGCUGGCAGGCGGAAGGGACGAAGAGGGGUGGGGGUGGCGGCGCCAGAACCCCGGCCGGGACCGCGACGCAAACGGGACGGCAGACGACGCCAUCGACCAGCCCUUCACCGAGGCCCUCGCUAUCUACCUGCGGCACCACCUGGGGCUGGACCUGUUCCACCCGGGCGUGCGCGUCCAGCGCGCCGCCUGCGAUGGGUUCGUCAUCUCUGAGGGGCGCCUCAAAGUCUUUGCCCCGACCCGCAGUCGCCGUGGCGCCGGCGGCGACGAGGGAGAGGCUGACGGGGAGGCUGCUGCUGCCUGGGUGCUGGUGCGCAGCCUAGUACGGAAAGCCCGCGGUCGGCCGGGAUGGGGCGCCGGCGCCACGGCGGCGAUGGUGCUGGCGAAAUAAUUCGAGUAUCGAGCAGUGGUGCGAAACGCCUGCAUCUCAGGCAGUAUGUCCCACUUCAUUAUACGCUUAGGAACGUGAGGGGAGGGGGAUCCCAUGCGCUUCGUGACCAGCAGCUUCUCUGCUCGUUUGCCCGCUUUACGGGACCCCGAUAGGUAGGACGGAUAAUAUAAAAUGAUACCCUGGCGUGCAGUACUAGAACAUAAUGAUUCGAGG
Durotheca rogersii is the source of this 1859-nucleotide messenger RNA. Its product is annotated as kinetochore complex Sim4 subunit Fta1-domain-containing protein. The record is from RefSeq and is a predicted model, not a curated record. The transcript has a single exon. Lineage: Eukaryota; Fungi; Ascomycota; Sordariomycetes; Xylariales; Xylariaceae. Bases 96 to 1646 code for a protein of 516 amino acids.